ACAUAACAAACAGAUUGGCCUUGACCAAGGAUUGCAGUCAAAGAAGGCGAACUUCCUCCCCUGGAAGGUGUCUCUAUAUUUGUUUUGGCCUUAUGAUGAAUGUCCUGCAGGAAUUUGGUGUUGUUCUGCCAUGGGGAACACCUGUUUAUCUGCUAAAUGUGCAGCUGCAUCCUCUCCUUUAUCUUCAAAAAAUCAACUGCCUAACAGUAAUACUUCCAGUUCAACAAAUUCAAGCAAAACUACUUCGACCACUAGUGUUAUGAGUUCUUGGUCAUCAUUCAAAGGUGAUACAGCAGCCAAUGCCAGUUUGAAAUCCUUCACUUUGAAUGAUCUAAAGAAUGCUACAAGAAACUUCCGGUCUGAAUCUUUUCUUGGCGAGGGAGGAUUUGGAUGUGUCUUCAAAGGAUGGAUCGAUGAACAUACACUUUGUCCCACAAGACCAGGCAGUGGCAUUGUUGUUGCCAUCAAGAAACUCAAACGGGAAAGCUUUCAAGGGCACAAAGAAUGGCUUACAGAAGUGACUUAUUUGGGACAGCUUCGCCAUGAAAAUCUUGUGAAACUCAUCGGUUACUGCUCAGAGGGUGAUAACAAGCUUCUGGUCUAUGAAUACAUGCCGAGGGGCAGUUUGGAAAAUCAUUUAUUCAAAAGAGGUGUACAACUCAUUCCGUGGACAACCCGAGUUAACAUUGCAGUAGCCGUUGCUCGAGGACUAACAUUCUUGCAUAGUUUAGAAAUCCAAGUAAUAUAUCGCGAUCUGAAGGCAUCAAAUGUGCUCCUUGAUUCAGACUUCAAUGCAAAACUCUCAGAUUUUGGUUUGGCAAGAGAUGGACCUACUGGUGAUAAGACUCAUGUUUCAACAAGGGUUGUUGGGACUCGAGGCUAUGCUGCCCCUGAAUACAUUGCAACAGGCCGCUUGAAUGUGAAGAGCGACAUAUACAGUUUUGGAGUUGUGUUGCUUGAAUUGUUAUCGGGAAGGAGAGCAGUGGAUGAAGACAAAGGUUCGGCAGAGGAGAUGCUUGUCGACUGGGCGAAGCCAUUUCUAAAUGAUCGAAGGAAAAUGUUCAGGAUCAUGGACACUAGAUUGGAGGGUCAGUACUCAAAGAAAGCAGCCCAAACCAUUGCGGCAUUGGCCCUUCAGUGCCUUCAUGUAGAUCCAAAGAAUAGGCCUGAUAUGGCUGAAGUUCUUGUCGCACUAGAGCAGCUCCAGACAACAAAAGAAGUGAGAACAUCAAGAUAAAGCUCCAGUUAGCAAAGCAUUUGUGAAACUAAGAAACUUUAGCAGUUCAACAUUAUACAGUGACUGAUAAUAAGCAAUUAAUUUUGUUGAUGUGCUUUGGUAUUCUUGAGGAGUCUGGCUUUCCACUGUAUGUAUAUCAGGUUUUGAGUUAAAUUCAUGAUUUGAAAUAUUCCAUUGCAAA
Molecule: messenger RNA, 1418 nt
Organism: Dioscorea cayenensis subsp. rotundata (Guinea yam)
Lineage: Eukaryota; Viridiplantae; Streptophyta; Magnoliopsida; Dioscoreales; Dioscoreaceae
Product: probable serine/threonine-protein kinase PBL3
Exons: 6
Coding region: 131-1237 (368 amino acids)
Biological process (GO): protein phosphorylation
Molecular function (GO): ATP binding; protein kinase activity
Source: RefSeq, a predicted model, not a curated record